Molecule: messenger RNA, 3051 nt
Organism: Betta splendens (Siamese fighting fish)
Lineage: Eukaryota; Metazoa; Chordata; Actinopteri; Anabantiformes; Osphronemidae
Gene: oacyl
Product: O-acyltransferase like
Exons: 15
Coding region: 120-2120 (666 amino acids)
Molecular function (GO): acyltransferase activity, transferring groups other than amino-acyl groups
Source: RefSeq, a predicted model, not a curated record
AUUUACCUUUCCCACCUUGGGAGCCCAGGGUGCCUUGCAUUAGUGCUCAUAAACUAUUUCUCACAUUUGUGCAUUGCAUACGUGAAGGAAAAAUCUCACCCCAAUUUAAUUUUUUUGAAAUGGCCCUUUGCUGUAUGUUGGUCUUUCUGUUUGUCGAGUGUAGCGUAGCUAUGGAAAACACACAAGCCCUAACUACAUCUCAAAGAUGUGAAGAGGACACCAACACUUUCCUCGGGGACAUUAACCAGAACAGCCCAAAGGAAUACGCAGUUUCCAUGUAUGAUGCCUUUGGGAAGAUGGGCAGCAACGUUGAAGGAGGUAACGUUAACCAGCCUGGCUUGCUACAGCAGUGUCGCUCUGCCCGCGGCUCCAGCUUUUCUGGAAAGUACUGCCAGGUGUUCAUCAGGCAGGGAACCGUCCAAUACUUCGUCGGCCUUUGUGUUCCCGACUCCUGUGAUGAACAGGAUGUGGAAACGCUAGCACUGUCUGGGAGACUUAACUUUGGUCAAACAUCCCUCAUUCCACCUCUACCUGCCAUCCUGGUCAAUCAGUCCACUCAGGAGGUGUGCCUGGCUAACUGUUUGGACAACAACUUUGCUCCCGAUGCAUCAGAUGUCACCUGCAUGUUUGCAUGUAGCUUGAUGGUAGCAGUUCCUCUUGCAGCUACCUUGUUGACAGCUAUACUAAAAUGGAAGAGGAGCAGCGAGGUAGAUUCUGGUUUAAACACUGGUCUCAGCCUUUAUGGGACUGUGAAGACCAGCGUUUCCUUCAGCAGUGAAAGUUCUUCAGAGGAAAACAACGGUGCCAGGCGUUUUCCCUGGAGCUGUUCAUAUCAAUGCCUGCAGGCGUUCUCUCUACAAACAACCAGCCAAGGUGUCCUGAGCUCCUCCUCAUUCAUCCCAGGCAGAGGCUAUUCCUCCCUGAAUGGCAUCCGCGCCCUUAGCCUGUUAUGGAUCAUAAGUGGCCACUCUGCACAGUUCCCUGCAAUAACCAACUUGGAUAACGGCAAAGACUUCCGGCAAGCAGCAGCAAGCAGCCCUCUGCAUGUGUUUACCAUUGGUGGACCUGCCUUUCUGGCUGUAGACACCUUUUUACUGCUGGGGGGCCUGCUCAGUGCAAGGUCUCUGCUGGGCUCCAUCAACAGAGCUGAGGGCAGACUGAGCCCCAGUGUGGUGGCCAAUUACCUGUUCAGGAGAAUUAAAAGGAUUCAGCCCCUCCAUCUUUUCGUGGUGUGUCUAACCAUUAGCAUCGUCUCUGUGGUCCAGUGGGGACCCUACUGGUUCCCAUUUCUAGAGGCGUUUACUGACUGCAAGAGGUACUGGUGGGCUAACGUGUUAUUGAUCAGUAAUCUGAUUCCAGUAAAUGAGAUAUGUUUGCCUUGGACGUGGUACUUGUCUCUAGACUUCCAGUGCUACGCCACUACUCCCCUUUUGCUGUAUUUCUACAGAUUAAGGAAAGCUGUGUUUGCAGUUGUGGCAGCAGCCCUGCUCCUGCUGACCAUUGCUGCUGGCACUGUUACGACUGCACUCCUGCAGCUGCCAGUCUUUCAGCCGUACACAAUGCUUUCUGAAAAUUACAGUUUAUUUUAUUAUGUAAAACCUCACACAAGAUAUGGCCCAUUCUUAAUUGGGAUAUUGACUGGAAUUUACUUGACAACAAGGAGCAAUCAGCUCUUAAAGAAUAAGUGGCAGGCAGCACUUGGUUGGUUUUGCUGUCUUUCACUCAUGGCUGCGGUGGUUGGACUGGCCUACGUUCUCAAGGAGACUCCGGCCUACCCAUCAGUGCCGCAUGCUCUCUACCAGGGAAUGCACCGAUCGCUGUGGGCUCUGGCUUUGACCUGGAUCAUAGUCGCCUGUGAGGAGGGAUAUGGAGGUUUUAUUAAGAGCUUCUUAUCAUUGGCGGUCUGGGUUCCACUUUCCAACAUUAGCUUUGCUUGCUAUCUGAUACAUCCCAUCAUCAUCAUCCUCUAUAUUGGUUUGCAAGAGACCCCAAUCCACUACACAGACCUCAACUAUAUGUACAUGUUCCUCGGUCACCUGGUGUUGACUCUGUUGAUGGGCUACGUGUUGACUGUUCUGAUUGAGAAGCCCUAUCUUCUGUUAAAAUGCACCAGUCCAUAGACGCAAUUCAGAAUGGGAGAGUUCAAAUUAUUAUGACUCCACUGUAUAAUGAGCAGUUUAAACCUACAAAAUGUACAAAAUGUCCUACAUAAAACUACAACAGUUUUGUAGUUCAAGUUGCAAACGUGAAUGAGUUAGAAUAAGUUAUAAGCACCACCACAUCAGAUGCUCUGACAUCAAACAAGCAACACAUCUUCCUAGAGACCUCUGUAGAACAUACUGUAAGCCAACAAACCCUCGUGUUAUCAAACAACAGCUUUGUAGGAUGUUAUCUGAACAUGAAACGUUUUGUAACAACCACUGAAAAUAGCCGCUGGUUUAAAGAGAGCCCGUGUGUAAAGUAGGUCAUCGCUGAAGCAGCCUGCAUAUAUAGGGUAUCAGCACGUGCAUGCUCAGCACCACCUGUGCUUAUGCUACACAGGGUUAUGCUAGCUCAUGCUGGCUAAUGCUAGCAGCCUCUAGUCCAGUAUCAGUUGCCUCAUUUCAUAAAACACACCCACUAACUUACCUUGCGACACUCCAUGAACCUGGCCGCACUAACAAACGUUAUGUUCGGCACCUGCUCUAGGCCCCGCCCCUUUUUACCUAAUUCUCUUAAAGCUACAGUAACAUUUCUGCUCAAUUCGUAACUUUUAUCCUCUGCAAAUUUAAUGAUGACGACAGUCCUUUUGUGAUGUUAUAAAGGUCAACAUAAAUUUAUUGCUUCUAGUUUAAUUAUUAUUCAGUAUUUUUGUUUUUUUGCAAAUGUAAAAGUUCAUUAAAAUAUUUUUAUUGAGUGAGACUUGGUUAAUAGUUUAAAGCGUAUUUAUUAAUUACUUUUUAAAAUUAAAUAUUUUCCCAUAUUUGUGUCACCACAUUAGAAACCGCUCCAGCACUAAGAAACCUACAGUACUUUGGGACAAAUAAAUUAAAAAAAAAUUAUUAUCUGUUU